CGUCGUACGUAACCACCCUGGCGCUCGAGUGCGAAUUUUUGCAGUCUGCUGCUCCCAUCGCGUGCGCGCGAGCGAGCGGGCGUGUUGCAACGCCUGGUUGUAGCUGGCUGGACCAAUGGCUGGCAAGUGGCACGAGGCUAUCAACUGCACCGCCGAAUGCAAUAGCUGAGGAAUUGCCGGCUGCUGCUGCUGCUGCUGCUGCUGCUGCUGCUGUUGCUGCCGCUGCCGCUGCUGCUACUGCUGCCAAUUCCCCAUACUGCGUGCGUGUGGUCGUCGCAGCGCCCGGCGAAACCCGCGAGUCCGAUGCCCCGCAGAACACCGGCUGGCCCCAACCGAGUCUCGUCGUCAUGUUCCUGCAACUCGCUCGACUCUGCCUGGCGGCGACGCUCAUCGCAGCACCGGCGUUCGGGUCAAUACGUGAGUACCGCGAGGAAGGCUGUGGUGGCGGUGACUGGGCGGCGGCUCACCAGCUGUACGAUAAUCUCGACGAUAUCGAGCUGCUGCCCCUGACCAUUCGCCUGCUGCCGCCGCUCAUCGAUUACGCCCUACAGACCGCUGCUAUCUUCUAUCUGCUCUUCUUCCAUGUGCUCCUGCUAUUGCUUGUCGCUUUUCUCCUACAUGUCUUUACCGAGUGACGCGAAUCCACGCAACCUUCUCGUUCACCGCGCUUUUUCUACGUAAUCUACCGCCUGAGCUUCGUCGGAGACCGGCUACUCUCUGCCGCUCCACGGCGGAGAGGAGCGCAAUAAUGCUGCGCGUUAUUUCGUGCAAAUACUCGAUAGGAAAGUAGCAACAUAUUGUUGUGCAAGUUUUGUAACGUGCAAUCGUUUUCCGUUCAGGAAGAAAAAAAUGCGUCGGAAUUAUCAGCUACACUUCGAUGAAUUACACGUUACGCGCACAAGUUAGCAAAGUCAUUAUUGCUAAACACGUGCGCCGCCUUUUACCGCAAAAUUUAUUAUACAAUCUUAGGUUAAAUGUUCAAAGGCUCACUGUAUGAAAUUGGACUUGCGACAUUAUUCACGAAGAACGCUCGUGUGCAACUAGACGUUACCCAGACCGAAUUAGGACUUGAGCAAUAGUGAUGCCUUUUCUUACGAAAUAAAACUAUUUUUUUUAUAUUAUUUGAUUGGCAUUAUUUUUUUUUUAUCACCCCCAAGCAACUAGUCGACGAGAUUCGAUCGGCAGGUUUCAAAAGAUGUGCGAACGCCGCUCCUUCCUGUCCCCGAGUCCUCGAUCCACAACCCAAAACCAAAAGCACACGAUAAACGAUAAACGCCAACGAAAUAACGCGAAGAUUUGCGCUUUGGGUUCAGCGCCUUACAUAAAAGUCUGCAAAAGAACCGAUCCAAACAUCAACGCGUGCAUAACGAAUACGAUCGAGCUGCUGCGGCCCAAGUUGUCCGAAGGGAUUCCCGAGUUGGGUGCACCUGCCAUUGAACCUCUCAAUUUGGAACAGAUAAGACUACUACGUGGACCCACUGGCGCACGCCUCGACAUUAAUGUUACUGGACUUCAGGUAUUUGGACCUUCGUCGUUCAAAGUACGAGAUCUCAAAGCGAAUGUCGACGACGUCAAGUUCACGUUCCGCGUGAGUUUUGGCAAAUUGCACUUCAAGGGUAAAUACUCGAUCGAUGCAAGGCUGUUGCUGCUGCGGCUCCAAGGAAGCGGAGAUCUUAACGGAAACUUUACUGGUUAUGAAUCGGACGUUGUGCUGCGAGCUCGCAAAGUUCACCGAGAUAACGGCAUUUAUCUUCACUUUGAGCCCAUGAAAUUGGCUAUAUCCAUUGGUAGCGCCAAAGUCUAUCUCAGCAAUCUGUUCGGCGGAGACCCUAUAUUAGGUCCCGUCAGUAACGAGAUAUUGAACGCCAACAGCGCCGUAUUUCUCGACGAGCUGAGACCAGUUCUGGAGACUUCAUUAUCAGACCUUUUCACCAAUGUAGCGAAUAAAAUCACAGAAAGCUUCACGUACGACGAGCUCUUUCCCAAAGAUUAAA
Molecule: messenger RNA, 1994 nt
Organism: Phymastichus coffea
Lineage: Eukaryota; Metazoa; Arthropoda; Insecta; Hymenoptera; Eulophidae
Product: putative beta-carotene-binding protein
Exons: 5
Coding region: 1196-1993 (265 amino acids)
Source: RefSeq, a predicted model, not a curated record